GCACCCGGAAGCUGGCUCGCAGGGCCUUCAAGAACGCCUUGUCCGGGGCUCUCAAGGAGGCAGAGGAGCAAGGCAAGAACUUGAUUACCGAGCCACUCAUGGCUUCUCUGGAGGCGGUGCGGGGUCCCCGGGCGAUCGUGACGCCCUGGUCGAGCCGGGCCGUCACGCAGCGCAUCCGCCUGGUCUCUAUUGCCAGAAGGUACCUCGGGUACCUCUCAGUGCUUAGUCUUGCGAUCCAGAGUUUUAAGGGACUCCGCCAGUUCUCUGCUAGCGACAAAGCUUCGCUGGAGCACACCGAGAAGGAGCUGGAAAAGGUGUCGCCGGCUCGUGAUGCCUGGCUCCUCCGCCACCUGUGGCCGGAGCUGGCACCGCUCACGCUGGGUGCCGGUGCGCUGGCCAUCGCAAGUUUCGUGAACUUCCGGACCGGCGCGCAGCUCAAGCAGGCCAUCGAGAGUGCCGAGGAAGGCCGGUCUUCCGCAGCGCGCAGCCUUUUGCUUUUCGGCCUGGGGGCUUUGGCAGGCUGUGUGAGGACCAUCAGCUUCGACAGCACUUCGGAGCGCCUCCGCGCCUCCAUGGCCGUGGAGGUCUUCGCCGCCCGGCUCUUGGAGGAGCCGCAGGUGUCCUCCGAUGCCUCCGGGGCCUCCCAGAACAAGGCCUCCGUGGCCUCGAUGGAGAGCGACGUGGCCCUCUGCGCGGACUUCAUCUUGAAGCUCCAGAACUUGGUCCGCUACGCGUGGCUUGGGCAGCAUUUCCCCAACUUUGCAAGAGCGGAGCUCCAAAUCUGGAUCCCAAGCUACGGUAACGCAACUGCAUCGAAGGCAGAACCGCGCCCCACCCAAAAACACUGCAAGCAUCCUUUGCAGGUCUUCGAUCGUGGGCGGGACAGUGACCAUGUUCCGUGCGUCCUGGAAGCUGAGCGCAGCUGUGUGGCCCCUCUUGGUCACCGGCGCCCUGCACGGA
Messenger RNA from Symbiodinium necroappetens, 960 nucleotides. The record is from the annotation of a GenBank genome assembly. Lineage: Eukaryota; Dinophyceae; Suessiales; Symbiodiniaceae.